Messenger RNA from Dracunculus medinensis (Guinea worm), 1812 nucleotides. The record is from the annotation of a GenBank genome assembly. Lineage: Eukaryota; Metazoa; Nematoda; Chromadorea; Rhabditida; Dracunculidae.
AUGAAUGAUUUUUAUCGAAUCGACUUAAUAUUCAAAUAUGAGUUAGCAUCGCAAGAAGAAAUAACUCGUGCUUAUCGUCAAAGUUGUUUAAUUUUCCAUCCAGAUCGUCAUAUUGAUUCAACGGCAAAAAAAGAAGCUGAGAAAAUUUUUGUGAAGAUCAAGAAAGCUUUUACAACUUUAUCCGAUCCUCAUACGAGAAAGAUUUAUGAUGCAGUUGGAGCAAGAGGUUUGCAACUACAUGAUUGGCAAUUAGUGCCACAUUCGAACUCAUCCGAUGGUAUUCGUCGGGAAUACGAACUACUACAAAAACUUCGCGAAACAGAAAUUAUGCUUCAGCGAGUCCAUCCAACGGGGCAUUUUCUAUGCAAAUUUUCAUUGGCAGGAUUGUUCGCUGGAAAUUCAGAUGAGAGGUAUCCACCUCAAUUAACAGGCAUAUCCAUUGUGCAAAAUGUAGAAUGCCCGUUAACUACAACGGAAAAAAUUGGUCUUAGCGGUCGUCUAAAAGUGAGCAAUGGUAAUGGUGAUGGAUCAUUGGUGUUUCAUUUGAAAAGAAGUGUUUCUUCCUAUGCAACUAUGGAGACUAGUCUUAUACUCUCACCUGAUAAUAUUAUUUUAAAUGGUGUUUUUGCGCGAAGUAUUACUGCAAAAUCUGCGAUUGUUCUUCAACCAUCUUUGCAAUAUUUCCUUUUGCAUGGAUCAUUUUCUCCAGGAUGUUCAUUUGCAUAUACGAGGGGAUUAGAUCCUCAAUGGCAAGGUACGGUUGCAUACCAUUUUGGAAUUCAGCAGUCUUUGACGACAACAAUCAUACAUAGCAAUCUAAAUCAACCAAACUUUAUUACGAACCUAACAGUAUCACCAUCGAAUAUUAGUCUGCGCACUGUGUAUUCUAAACAUUAUGGUACACAUGAUGGAAUACUGGAAACAAGUUGUCUUGUUGGUACUGGUGGAAUUAUACCAACAAUAUCUUAUGAGAGGCGAUUUUCAAGAUAUUCUCGUAUUGGAAUCAAUCUUUCGUUUGCUUUUCCAAGUUAUUUAUUAAGCACGAAAUUAAGGGUUAAAACGGGAACUACAACCUAUGAUUUUAAGUUCUAUCUCUGUGACAACGAUGAAGACUUGGCUCGGGCCAUGCUUUUUGGAGUCGUUUUGCCAUUUAUUGGAUUUAGUUUGGUUAAAGUCGCUUUUCGAAAGACAUACGAUCAUAUCAUAUCUCUAUUUGAGGACCAGUCUGAGCUUAAAGAAGUGGUCGAUGCCAUCAAAAGAGAGGAGGCAGGGAAUAUAAUGAAUCUAAUGCGUCCGCAGGCGGAACGUAAUGCUAAUACUGAAAAGGCUAAAGGUGGUCUUAUUAUAAUUGAAGCCAAAUAUGGUCAUAUGUUAGGUGAUGGUCCCACUGCAGCGUUGUAUCCAUUGUUGGGUGAUCGAGUAAUUGAUGUAACUUUGGCUCUGCAAGCGUUGGUCCAUGAUUCGCAAUUAAGGCUAUAUUCUUCCAAGCACCAAUUGCCAGGAUUUUAUGAUCCUUGUCCUUUCGAGCCCAAAAUGCUUCGAGUUAUUUAUAAAUAUAGAGAUGAAAUGCACUGUAUUGCAAUUCCGGAAGAUAUGCCUUUGCAUAUACCUAAUCGGAGUAUUAUUUUUAAAUUUUUCAUUCCUAUUUCACCCAUUUCAAACAACUUUGAAAAAGUUGUUUUUAUAGUUGUUUCCUUCAUAAUACUUUGUUUAUUUGUCCUAUAUUUUUUUUUCCUUUUUCCACAUUUUUUCUUGCAUUUCAAUUUAUUUCCGCACAAAAUUUUUAUAAUUUUUUGGUCUGCAAAUAGGUAG